This is a messenger RNA of Cicer arietinum (chickpea), 3853 nucleotides long. Its product is annotated as C2 and GRAM domain-containing protein At1g03370-like. NCBI's taxonomy places the organism in Eukaryota, Viridiplantae, Streptophyta, Magnoliopsida, Fabales, Fabaceae. The record is from RefSeq and is a predicted model, not a curated record.
GAAAAGAAACAUGAAAACCCUUUGGAAAAUUGCGAAGAGGGAAGAAGAACAAACACAAUCCAAACUGCAUCUUCUUCUCUUUACAUCUUUGAUGUCGAAUUUUUUUUAUUCAUUGAUGUUCGUUUAAUUUUAAUUUCUAAUCCUCCAAAUUAUUUGCCUCUUUAUUUUAUUAUAAAAAACCUAUUUUUCAUUGAAUCUUUUUCCCAUCAUUCCAAUAACCUACAUUUUCAUAGAUGAAUUUGUAACAAAAGUUACACGUCGAAUCAUUUUUUGAUACACUCUUUGGAUCAUGUUGUUUGAGUUAUGUUGAUCAAUUUUGUUAAUUUUUUCUUUUUCAAUUGAUUAAUAAUAAAAUAUAAAUAUAUUUGUUGCCACAUUUAAGUUUCGUAUAUAAUGAAGCUUGUGAUUCAUGUGAUUGAGGCAAAAAACUUGGUGGGUUUGGAUUCCAAUGGUUUGAGUGAUUUAUAUGUGCGGUUAAAAUUGGGAAAGCAGAAGUUUAGAACAAAGAUGAUAAAGAAGAAUAUGGAACCAAAGUGGGAUGAACAUUUCUGUUUUUGGGUUGAUGACCUUAAAGAAUCACUUGUUAUAUAUGUGAUGGAUGAAGAUAAGUUCAUUCAUAAGCACUUAAUUGGACGGAUUAAGCUUCCAGUCUCAGUUAUUUUUGAUGAAGAAGUUAAAUCUCUUAGCGAUGUUUGGUAUUCUUUGAAACCCAAACACAAGAAGUCCAAAAAUAAAGAAUGUGGGGAGAUUCAUUUGAGUAUAUUCCUUUCCCAUAAUAAAGCAUCUCCAGAGUCAAAUGAUGUUGGUGAUCAGUUAUUACAUCUAAGAAAAAACGGUGAUGCUAUGACUUGUUCUCCUCCACCAUCGUCCAUUGGCCGUUCAAACUCAUCUUCUCCUGGGAGGGAAGAAAUUACAUCUUUUAAGGAUGAGAAACCUUGUACACAAAAAUCAUUUGCUGGCCGAAUUGCUCAAAUAUUUAACAAAGGUUCUGACAUGCCUUCAAUUUCAUCCAAUAGAAGCAUGGAAUUCGACUUAUCCGAAACAGAUAAAGUUGAAGUUGGUGAGAUCAAAACCGAGGAUCAAUCCUCUAAUGAUACUUUCGAAGAAACUGUGAGAAAAAUGCAGUCUGUAGAUCAAGGAAGCGAAAUUCCUAGCAAUUUACCUGGAGGGGUUUUGAUAGAUCAAUUAUAUGUUAUUGCAACAGAAGACUUGAAUGUAUUACUGUUUUCACCCAAUUCUACUUUUGCCAAGUCAUUAGCAGAUAUACAAGGUACUACAGAACUGCAAAUGAGUCCUUGGAAGUUAGAAAACGACAAUAAGAGCUUGAAACGAUCACUUACAUUCGUCAAGGCUGCCUCUAAAUUAUUUAAAGCUGUUAAAGGCUAUGAGGAACAAACAUAUUUAAAAGCUGAUGGGAAGAACUUUGCUCUUCUUGCAAGUGUUAGCACUCCAGAUGUUAUGUAUGGAAGCACGUUCAAGGUAGAAGUACUUUAUGUGAUCACACCAGGACCAGAGUUGUCAUCGGGAGAGCAGUGUUCACGUCUGGUGAUAUCAUGGAGAAUGAAUUUUGUACAAAGCACCAUGAUGAAAGGAAUGAUAGAAAAUGGAGCUCGACAAGGUAUGAAGGACUGCUUUGAUCAAUAUGCAAUUUUGUUAUCUCAGACUGUUAAGCCUGUUGACUUAAAGGAUCUUGGUUCCUCCAAGGAACAAGCUUUGGCGUCGUUAAAGGCAGAGCCUGAAUCAGAUUGGAAGUUGGCAAUGCAGUAUUUUGCUAAUUUCACAUUCAUAUCAACUUUCUUAAUGGGGUUGUAUGUUCUUAUCCACAUAUCUCUGGUUGCACCUACCACGAUUCAAGGGCUUGAGUUUUUUGGACUUGACUUGCCAGAUUCAAUUAGCGAAUUUGUUGUUUCUGCUGUCUUGGUUCUUCAAGGUGAACGUAUGUUGGGUUUGAUCUCGCGUUUUAUGCAAGCCAGAGCUCGAAAGGGUAGUGAUCAUGGAAUUAAAGCACAAGGAGAUGGGUGGCUUCUAACCGUGGCCUUAAUUGAAGGAAGCAAGUUAGCUGCUGUUGAUUCUAGCGGGCUUCGUAACCCAUAUGUGGUGUUUACUUGCAAUGGAAAAACAAGAGCAAGCUCAAUCAAGUUCCAAAAAUCUGAUCCUUUAUGGAAUGAAAUAUUUGAAUUUGAUGCAAUGGAUGACCCUCCUUCUAUGUUGGAUGUGGAAGUCUGCGCUUUUGAUGGACCCUUUAAUGAAGUUGUAUCUCUUGGACAUGUUGAGAUCAAUUUUCUUAAAACAAACAUAUCAGAUCUUGCUGAUUUAUGGGUUUCUCUUGAAGGAAAGUUAGCUUUGGCAUGCCAAUCUAAGUUACACUUAAGAAUUUUCUUGGACAACACUAGAGGUGGGAAUAUUGUAGAACACUAUAUAAGUAAAAUGGAGAAAGAGGUGGGGAAGAAGAUUAAUUUGCGAUCUCCUCAGACAAAUUCAGCUUUUCAAAAACUGUUUGGACUUCCACCUGAGGAAUUUCUCAUCAAUGAUUUCACCUGUCACUUGAAAAGAAAAAUGCCCCUACAGGGCCGUCUAUUUGUUUCAGCAAGGAUAAUUGGAUUUCAUGCAAAUUUGUUUGGACACAAGACAAAUUUCUUUUUGCUUUGGGAGGACAUUGAAGACAUCCAGGUAGUUCCUCCUACAUUUUCAUCAAUGGGCAGCCCAAUAAGUGUCAUCACUCUUCGUCAAGGAAGAGGUGUGGAUGCAAGGCAUGGUGCGAAAACGCAAGACGAACAAGGCAGAUUGAAGUUUCACUUCCAGUCUUUUGUGUCUUUCAAUGUUGCAAACAGGACUAUCAUGGCUCUCUGGAAGACCAGAUCUCUUAGUAUUGAACAAAAGGUCCAAUUAGUUGAAGACGACCCUGAAACCAAAAGCUUUGUCAAUGAAGAGAAUGCGUCAUUCCUUGGCCUAGAUGAUGUUAGCAUGUCUGAGGUUCAUUCUUGUGCUCUUCCAGUUCCUGUCAGUUUCUUUAUGGAGCUAUUCAAUGGGGGUGAGUUGGACUGCAGAGUCAUGGAAAAAUCUGGUUGUGUUGGUUAUUCUUACACCCCUUGGGUAUCUGAAAACAACGAUGUCUAUGAAAGGGCCGUAUAUUACAAAUUUGAAAAGCGUAUUUCACGCUAUAAAGUCGAAGUAACAAGUACUCAACAAAAAUCUCUUUUGGAGGAUGGAAAGGGUUGGCUUUUGGAAGAGGUUAUGAACUUCCAUGGAGUUCCUCUUGGUGAUUAUUUUAAUUUGCACCUCCGCUAUCAAAUUGAUGAUUUACCCUCAAGAGCAAAGGGAUGUAAAGUACAAGUAUUGUUUGAUAUUGAAUGGUUGAAAAGUACAAAACAUCAGAAAAGGAUUACAAAGAACAUUUUAAAAAAUCUACAAGAACGUUUAAAGUUGACCUUUUGUAUAGUUGAGAAGGAGUUUCUAGAAAAUAGGAAAUGAGUCAUAGUGAAUUUGGCUUUUGUUCUCACAACAUCACACAAUCUUAAUGAUGAUAAAAUCACAAUUGUAGAUUAUGUUGAAAAUCAUUUGGCUUCAGAGAUGCUGAUUUCUUUCAAAAAAAAAUUCUUCAAACUAGAUUAAAGAUCGAAGAUAUUACUAAUUGUGUUAUGUUGUAAAUGGCAAGUUAGAGUGUAGCAUUGUUAGAAAUCCGAAGUUUGGGUCGAUGGUGUAUUGCCACCAUUUAGAUGAUAAGUUGACAUUUUGUUAACGAAGGUCAUGUAGUUACUAUUUUCUUUUCCUUCAAAAUAUAGGUAAUUGUGUAAGAGAAGUUUUGGUAGUUACUUCAUUUGUAAAUGGUUUUUUAGAUUUGGAUACUCGAUCA